AUGGAUUACACGCAGCGAUCUCAAAAUAUCUAUGCUAACCAUGACCAUGUAGUAGCGAUAAAAUGUGUCCCAAAGGGAAAACUAGGGAAGUCACAACCUCUGAUUGGCAAAGAGAUCAAAAUACUUCAGGAACUUACAAAACUACAGCAUAAGAAUGUUGUUGCCCUUCUGGAGUGCGUGGAUUCGCCCAAGAAUUUGUACAUAGUAAUUGAGUAUUGCAAUGGCGGGGACUUAUCAGAAUAUUUAAAUGCUAAGGGAAGUCUUAGUGAAGACACUAUUAGAUUAUUUCUCAGGCAGAUUGCUGAAGCAAUGAAGGUAUUAAAUCAAAAAGAAGUUGUCCACCGUGAUUUAAAACCACAAAAUAUUUUGUUAUGUCACUCUGGUAAACCUAAUCCAUUGCCAUCUGAGAUAACACUCAAAAUUGCUGACUUUGGAUUUGCCAGGUUCUUGACUGAUGGAGUAAUGGCAGCAACACUGUGUGGUUCACCUAUGUAUAUGGCUCCUGAAGUUAUUAUGUCUCUAAAAUAUGAUGCAAAAGCAGAUCUUUGGAGUAUAGGCACUAUAGUGUAUCAGUGUUUGACUGGGAAAGCUCCUUUCAUGGCUCCUAAUCCUCAACAAUUAAAACAUUUUUAUGAAAAGAAUGCUAAUUUGGCUCCUAGUAUACCCAGUGGCACAUCUCAAGAACUCACCGAUUUACUUAUUCGCUUGAUGAAACGAGAUGCCAAAGAUAGAAUGGAUUUUGAUGAGCUUUUCAAUCAUCCAUUCUUGAAAGCUGUGCCUCGAAGCAGUUCUCCAGUUCCAGUACCAACACGACGUUCAGUGUCACCUAAGGUAUCUCCUUCAAGUCCUAGUUCCCCUUAUGGCUCUCCUGCACCACAGAGCUGGGAUAGGGAAGUGGGUGGAGAAGACAUGGCUCAAAGUUCGUCAUCACUCUCUCCAUCUCCUAUAAACAACUCUAAUAUGUAUACAAAUUCUGAGCAGCGGUAUUCUCCACCCUCACCUAUUGAACAGGGAUUUGUUGUUGUGCCUCCUAAUUUACCUGAAGAAACUAGAUAUGGUGAAAUGAACAAAAAUAGUUCCUUGAAGCACCAUCUGAGUGAUCCUAAUGUAUCGCCCUCAAAAAUGCCAGUAACAAAUUCAGCAUUUAAGAAAUCUACUCAUAAUACCAAUAUAAACCUUGCUACUAAAGCUGUUAAAUACCAGAUGAUGCAUGUCACUUCAGAAGAGCAGCCUCAUACUUCAUCCAUGCAAAUCUCUGAAACUGGUUCUGAUAACCAUGUAGCACCAACUAACGUAUUAGUAGAUGCUGUACCUGUGCCAACACAGAAAGUAGCCUAUGAACAGAUCGAACACAGUCUUCAAAAUACUCCUGCCUCUUCACCCCAGGAAGGUUUUGAUCUCUCUAAAAAGAUAUUGUCUCCUGGGACUUCACCUACUUCGCCAAAGGAAUCUGCACCUGCAUUUUCUGACAGAACACGAAGAGAUUCCGUUAAUUCUGGUGGCAGUGAUACCUUUCGCAUUGCAGAUAUCAGCUCAUUUACCCCACCUACAGUUCAAUUUACUAUUGGCACACCACCUGCAGGUGGUAGGAUUAGGAGUUUCAGUGGCAGUACACCACCACCAGGUUCAGGACGUCAGACACCCACCAGCUGGAGACAUCAGGCUACUCCUCCACAAGCUUUCUCUGGAUCACCACUGAGGCGGUCAGGAUCUACACCUCCACUAAAUUGUUGCAUGCCAAGCAAUUCUGUAUCACCCAUACCCUGCAGAGAGUUAAGGCGCUGUGAUCCUUAUCACUGUCGCAAUGAGCACGGAGCAUUUAGGGCCUUAGAUUUCAGGAACAAUUCUACUUGUCCUCUUCGAGCUACAUUUGGUGCCGGAAGAGCAAUGACUCUCCCUGAGUUCAACACAAAGGAUAUAUGGCCAAGUGGAACUAUACCUGAAACAGAAGACAUGAAUUUUCUCCAAAGGUCUGGUAGUUCAGGCAAGCUAAGUGAAAAUGGUGUUUUAUUAGGUCCCUAUGGUUUAAGUAGUGGAUCUUCUCAGAGCCCUCCCCAUCCUCCAUUAAUGGCUUAUAACACACAACAGCAAAGAUAUUUUUACAACCCAAAUACAUGCCAGCAUCGUUGCUGUUGUGGUGGCCAGGGAUCACCAGGAAGAAUUCGGCGCAAUUCUUUUGCUGGUGGUAUGUGUGUAGAUUCAUCACCCACUGCUCAUUUUUUUUCUCAUGGUACUUCUCCUUCAAGUAUGGAAGGUCAUUUUAUACCACCAGAAUUACCGGAAGAAACUCUGCUUGAGAAGGAGCAUAAUGACACUCUUGCAAAGUUAAAUUUUGUGUCCGCAUUAGUAAAAUGUAUCUUAGAAUUAGCCAAGACAAGAAGUUCUCCCCUCUCCUCUGCAUUAACAAGUUCCAUCACACAAACAGAAACAUCUGAUCAAGCAAUGGGUGAUGGAUACCGCAGAGCUGUUCAAUUACUUUUGUACAUGAAAGCGUUACAGCUGAUAUCUUCUGCAUUUCAGUUGUCUCAACAACAAGUUAGAAAUGGACAUUUACAGCCUUCUACUUCUGUUAGAAAUGUUCUGCAUUUGAUGAAAGAGCAUUACCAUUUUUGCUUGAGUAUGUGCAAAAGUCUAAAUACUCCAGGACUUUUGCAGUCUGUUGGUGUAGACCCAGCUACCUCGGAAAUAACAGCAGAUAAAAUCCUUUACAACUAUGCUAUAGAAAUGUGUCAGUCUGCUGCAUUAGAGGAACUGUUUGGAGAACCAAAAGAGAGCUUUCAUCGUUAUCAGACUGCUCAGAUACUAUUGCAUAGUCUUGGCCAACAAGUAAAUGAUCUCAGAGAUAAAGAACUCCUUCAUAAAUAUCGGGAUGCUGUUCAAAGAAGACUGGAAAUUCCUACCAACAACCGAUCUGUAUAUGCGUAUCAUACAACCUGAGGAUCAAGAUGUACUAGUUUUUGAUUCUUACGUGAAAGUUUAAGAAAGAUAUUUUCUAAUGUGAAUAUCUCUCAGUUUCCAAAUAUCUUCUUCCUUUUGUGAAUGAAUAACCUAUUAUAUAUAUAAAAAUAGCUUUUAGUGUCCAUGCAUAGAAAUUGUGUAUUUCACGACAUUUUGUAUUCCAAAAUUUACAGUUCACAUUUUUAUUAUAAGCUGAUUAAAUAUUUACUCUAUAUUUAUGAAAAUCAUACCAUUUUAUUUUUGAACAUCACUUGUGAAACCUGCAUAGUAUCAUUAGUUGGCUUUAUACCACAUUUUCUUUGAUAUGUUUGAGGAAAUAAUAUAGAUAUAAGCAGCAAUUUUAAUAAAGUAUUUGUGUAAGGAAUAGAUGCUUUUGCAAAUAAACUCAGAAUGUUGUGAACUUAUGAGAAGAUAUUUUGAAAUUUACAUGGCACUUUAUUUUAAAUAACUGGUGAGAUGUUGUUUCUGUUACAUUCAAAUGCUGAUAUAACAUCUCUUGGUGUCUAGUAAAUAAACUGUUCUAAUGUCAAUAAAAUUAGUAAAAAUACUCAAAAACAUAUUUUGUUAAUAGCUGGUAAUAUAAAAUGCUAUUAAGUUUUUUUUAAGUCUUAUAACAAAAUUUCCUAUUUUAUAAAAUUUUAUUUAUUGAACAUAAGUUUUUUUAAUCAUUUUCCAUGAACAAAAAUGUAAAUGUGAUUAUAGGAGCAUUUGCAUGAAAAACUUUUACUACUAUAUACUUUCCUCUGCAAAUAAUUUAGGUGUAUCUGAAGGUAUUUCAUUUUAGUAUAUGUAUUUAAUUAUUAAAACUUCGUGGUUUAUACUUUUUUUUUUAAUUUAAUUUUUAAGAAAGCAUCUAAUUGGAAUAAAAUGAAAUCUUUUAAAUAACCAUAAAAGUAUAAAUAAAUAUUUAUACAUCAAUAGGUUACGUAUAGAGAAUGACUAAUAAAAUCUUAUCCUGAAAAACUGAUGUAUAUAUUUAAUAAGAAAAAAAGUAAACAAGUAAAAAUUUGAAUUCUUAGUAGAUGUAAAACAUUAUAACUUAACUGAGGAAAGAAUAAAAUAGUAAUUUUCUCAGAAUAGUGAGUAUCCUUAAAAUAUGACUGUUUUUACUCAACAAGCAUUUUAUGAUGCCAAGAGCCCUUAGUUCCGUGACUGCAAUUAUAAUGUUAGUAUAUCUAUCAUUCCUUGUUGUGUACAUAGUAUUUAUUUGGAUGGCAGUAGUAAAACUAUUUAUUUUUGGUAUGUUGUGGUGAAUGUGAGUGAGUUAAUAAUGCCUGUAUUACAUAAUGUGUUUAUGUGCAUAAUUAAUCAUGUGUAAUUGAUAACAGAAGUCAUAGUUUAUCAAGAAAUGAAAUAAAUUGCCUAUAAUACUCAAAAUGCACAGUAAUUCAGAGUAUUGGUAAUAACUUAAUAAAGAUUUUUCAAUGUAAAGAUGUCUGCAAAAUUUUAUACUUGCAAGAAAAUUGGCAUGCUAACAGAAAAGCUGCUAUGUCUGAAGGUAUUUUUCAGACCAGAAAUAUGAGAAAAAUGUCUCCGAAAACCAAUCCUACAUUCAGAUUCUCAUUUCCAAUUUAAAUUAUUUCCAAUUUAAAUCUAGACUUCAGUUUUAUUUUUUAAUAUAUUUUGGACUAUAUUAAUUUUUAUUAUGUAUAUAUUUGUUAAUCCUCACUAUAAAUAUCGUCUAUUAAAUAAUGUUCUGUUGUUUAUGGGGGUGUGAGGAAAAGAAAAAGUAGAGAUGAUUUUUUUAAACUUUUGUGAACAUUAAUUCCAAUUUUGGAAAAGGGAAGGGAAAAAGGUGAAAAUCUGAAUGAAUUUAAUAUAUUAAAUAUGAAUUUCUGCAGCUUCUCCUCACUCUCAAGCAAGGUAUAAAUGGAAUUUUAUAUUCAUGAAAUUCUGUAUGAAAGAGUUAUUUUGCUUAAAUGCCAGUGAAAUGAAUUUUAAAAGGUUUUAAUUACUUAAAGUUUCUGUGCCAAGUUUGAUCUCAUGCUUUCUUUUAAUGUAAGAUAAAUAAUAUGUAUAUUACUUACCAAAUAAAAAAGAGAGAGAAGUUAUUACUGUUAGUUCAACAUACGAAACAUUUGGCAUUUGUAUCAAUGUCUUGUAAAUAUGUAAACCUUUAUAUUUGUUUUUUCAAAAAAUUAAUAGGAAAAGUCAGCAGUGAUAAAAUUAUACUACUAAUAGUGCAUUUAACAGUGUAAGAGUAUUUGUGUAUCAUUGGCAACAUUAGGGAUGAGGAUGUUUUGUGUCAUGGCUUUUUAUUUUGUGUAUGAACUGUUAUCUUUGUGCUUUCCUCCCCCCCCCCAAUCAAAAAUAAUGUUAAUGUGUAUUUGAGGGUCCACUUUCAAAAAUUUUAAUGAACUAAGUGUCAGUAAUUAACUUGUCAUCAUGAGUUACUUUUUAUGUGUAUUUCAAGACAAGGUGUAAUAUAUUUUGUUGCAGAAAUUGAUUUCUAUCAUAUCAAUAAUUAUUCGUUCU
Messenger RNA from Stegodyphus dumicola, 5433 nucleotides. RefSeq names its product serine/threonine-protein kinase unc-51-like protein Atg1 (gene Atg1). Gene Ontology annotation, cellular component: cytosol; cytoplasm; phagophore assembly site membrane. Lineage: Eukaryota; Metazoa; Arthropoda; Arachnida; Araneae; Eresidae. Gene Ontology annotation, molecular function: protein serine/threonine kinase activity; ATP binding. The record is from RefSeq and is a predicted model, not a curated record. Gene Ontology annotation, biological process: autophagy of mitochondrion; piecemeal microautophagy of the nucleus; autophagosome assembly.